AAGAGGAAAUUCAGGAGGAUUUUGAACAAGAUUCGGAGGAAGAUAAUGAAAUAAGGACAGUUAAAGGUAUGCCGAAAUCAACUUAUUAUCGUAAGUUCAGCACUUCCAGUAUUCUUGCCAAUGCUGUCAGAGGAACUUCUAAAAUCACCAGCUUUUUCGGGUCUCCAACAUCAGCAUCAUCAAUGUAUUCAGCGUCUUUGGCAUCUUCAGUAACCCUAAUGUAUUCAGCAUCUUUGUCUUCAGUAACUCCAAUAUAUCCAACUGUGACCAGAUUUGAUAACAAUGAGGAUAUAAGUGAGGAUAGCGAUGAUGGUAGUGGUAGAAAUAGUAGUGAAGAUGCAUCUGUUGCCCUUGGAGAUAUAAUUGCUUAG
Messenger RNA from Cetraspora pellucida, 371 nucleotides. Lineage: Eukaryota; Fungi; Glomeromycota; Glomeromycetes; Diversisporales; Gigasporaceae. The record is from the annotation of a GenBank genome assembly.